Fusarium musae is the source of this 1674-nucleotide messenger RNA. RefSeq lists its product as uncharacterized. Lineage: Eukaryota; Fungi; Ascomycota; Sordariomycetes; Hypocreales; Nectriaceae. Bases 1 to 1674 code for a protein of 557 amino acids. The transcript has a single exon. The record is from RefSeq and is a predicted model, not a curated record.
AUGCAAGUCAACAACCCUGUACCAGUGCCAAAGGGCACACCAGAGCACGAGGCCAAGCGUGCUGCUGUUCUCAAAGCACUCGCCGACAAAGUGCCCGCCGAGUUCUGUCUAGGCCCUGAAUUCUUUAAAGACACCCCUCUCGAUGUCACCAAGAUCCCUUCUACCUGUGGUAUUCUCACAGACGAAGAAGUAGCCAUUACAGAAGACUAUGAUGCAACUGGCCUUGCUGAGGCUAUCGCCAGACGCAAGUAUACUUCUGUGGCUGUUGCGAAAGCAUUUUGCAAGCGCGCGAUUAUCGCCCAUCAGCUUACCUGCUGUCUUACUCAGUGGUUUUAUGAUGAGGCUAUCCAGCAAGCUACGAAAAUGGAUGAGUAUCUAGCAGAGCAUGGAACCACGAUAGGCCCGCUCCAUGGCGUACCCGUCAGUAUCAAGGAUCAUAUUCCCUUGGCCGGCACGUUCGCCUCGUUGGGUAUUCUGGCUACGGCUGAGUACGACGAGCAUGACUCUCCCCUUCCAGCUGUCCUUCGCAAGGCCGGCGCAGUCUUUUAUUGUAAGACGAACCAACCCCAGGCCCUCAUGCAUGGCGAAAGUGACUCGCCUUGGGGCCGCGCCUUGAACCCGCACAACACCACUUUGACAUCUGGAGGUUCCAGUGGUGGUGAAGGAGCCUUGAUUGCUAUGAAGGGCUCCGUCCUCGGCAUUGGAACCGACAUUGGAGGCAGCAUUAGGAUCCCUGCUGCGUUCAGUGGUAUCUAUGGAUAUAAGCCAACGAGUGGUAUCCUGUCAACAAGGGACUUGGUACAUGGGCCAAUGAUUGCUGAACUCACUGUCUUGGCUAACGCAGGUCCCAUGUGUCGAUCUGCACGCGACAUGGACCUAUUCAUGCGUCUUCAGCUUGCUGUCAAGCCACAUAUCAGAGACCUGACUUUGGUCCCCACGAAUUGGACCGGCUUGUCGACACAGCUGGGCCUGACCCUUGGACGCCCCCUCAAAGUUGGCAUCAUGACACACGAUGGCUUCAUCCAGCCUCAACCACCUCUCAAGCGUACCCUGUCGUGGGCUAGUGACCUUCUGUCAGACCCUCGACUAUCAGGACUUAUUGAGGUCAAGCCAUUCCUACCAUAUGGUAUCAAACAGGCCUGGGACGAAAUCAGACAAGCCUACUCCCCUGAUGGCGGCAUUCCAAGUCGUGAUGCGAUCCUCGCAACAGGCGAGCCAAUCUAUCCUCUCACCGACUGGAUCUGGAAGACCGCCGCUCCCAAAGGUAUGCUCACUGCCGGUGAAAUGACUUACGUACGCAAAGCAUGCCUCGAUUUCCGACAUUCCUUUGCAGAGGAUUGGGAGCGUCAGGAUGUCGAUGUUAUUCUUUGUCCAACUGGCGUUGGUCCGGCUACGACUCACGACACAAAUUUCUAUCUUAUGUACACAGCUCUGUGGAACUAUCUUGACUGCCCCGGUUUGGUUUUCCCUACGGGGCUCAAGGUUGAGGGAGGCGAGAAAUACGAAGCGGAUUAUCAGCCGCUGGGACCCGAGUGCGCUCAUGUGAAGGAGCUUUGGGAGAGUGGGAACUUUACAGGAGCUCCUAUCAAUCUUCAGCUUGUGGGGAGGAGAUAUCAUGACAAUCAGCUGUUUGGGGCUUUGAAGCUUCUCCAAGGCGCUCUUGGGCUGGAAUGA